AUCGACAUAAAAUGCAUUUAUCAAACCUAAAAAAAAUCCCUCAUCAAAAACACUUUUUUCUUGUCAAUCAAAAAUUAUCCUUUAUAGAUUCAUACCGACCAAACAAAAACAAUCUUUCACAUAUUUAAAUGAAUUUGAAUAAAUAACCGUUAACAUUAAACCAAGAAAGAAUCACUGGGUUAUUAGCUUGAGCAACAUCCAAAUUUCUUCACAGCUGAAACAUUAAUUUUUACUGAUAUCUAUUUAUCUCCUUUCGACAGAACAUUAGCGGAUUCGCUCGCUGCUUCCAUGACUUUUUUGCUCACAUGCAGUAAAUCUGAGUGAGAACUUCCGUGAAAGCAAGCGUUCUCGACAUUAGUGGCAUCGAGAGCCAGCCGAUGUCUCCAUGAAGCAAAAGAGAUUCUUUCUCCGCGAAUGACUAAUUUGCUUCUUCGGUCUGAAUACCCACAAGAUGGUGUAGAUCAAACUUGUUGUCCACGAGCAUCAGUUAGGAUCAGUGUGGUUUCUGAGUCCUUUGAGCCUUGGUAUAGCUCGGUAUGUCUGACGGGAGUCGAACCCGGGUCUAUUGCUUGGAAGGCAAAAUUAUCCUAACCGUUGGACUACAUACGCUACUGUUUCGAUAAGUACAAAACCGUUUUAAAUCUUUAGCCGUAGUACUACCGGCAAAAACUGUAUUACCGACGCGGGCGUUAUAAAAAUCGGAUUAUUUUUCUAUGCUACUAAUAUGACGUGGCAAGUAAAAAAAGUAACUAUAUAAACUGGAUACGGGUACGGCUAUGAGGAGGUCUGUCUCAGUUUCAGAGUCAGUACAGAAUAGACGCGACUCUUGACGUCCUCCGGCGCUUCUUCCGCCGCGAAACUCUUUUCUACUAUCAGUCUUCUCCGGUUUAACCCCGGCGGCAGAGUUUGUGCUCGCGUUGCUAACUCGAUCGCUUGAAGCAACUUUCAGUUUACCCUACCAAACUUUUCGAGGAUGGGCUGCAUAGGAUCUUCUCACGCCAGAAACGAAGGCGGAGCAAGACGCGAGAAAAUCAAGAAACCUAAACCGUGGGCGCAUACCGAGCCAAUCACAAGGGCACAGCUUAUGAACAUGCGUGAGGAGUUUUGGGAUACUUCUCCACACUAUGGUGGUCAAAGAGAGAUUUGGGAUGCACUUCGAGCUGCUGCUGAAGCUGAACUGACACUAGCGCAGACAAUUAUUGACAGUGCAGGCGUGAUUGUUCAAGGCCGUGAUCUAACAUUGUGUUGGGAUGAAAGAGGUGCUAAAUAUGAGCUUCCUAGGUAUGUUCUAAGUGAGCCCACAAAUCUGAUCCGAGAGCAGGGACAGUAACCUCUAUGAAGGUUGACACAAUGACAUAGAGAGCAAAGCUUAGUAAGUAAUAUUAGUAUAAGAAGCAAUAGAAGACUAGAUAUAAUCUGAAGCAAGUCUCGUAUUCUUACUUUUAGCAAAGAUAUUAAUAGAAAAGAUACACACUCUGUACAGUUUACUAUAUGUACCGUCAGGAUUUCUUCUAAACCUUUUUGGGUCAAAAUGAUAUACUGAACAUUACUGUUGAGACAGCUUAUACGCACUUUUGCAUAUUAUUGAUCAAUUGUGAGUUUACUACAGAACAAAGAUUUAAAUUUUCAAACAGUUGACAAAUAGAAAAAUAUAGAGAAAAUUCAAAAUAAAUUAGGUCUUUGGAUUAAAUGUACUUGUAUGUCAUUAGGUUUGUUAUAAAAAGAUUCCGUCCACCUUUUUUUAUUAAAAUAUCUCGAAAAUCACAAAACUCUUAAGAACAUAUUGUGUCAGAAAUGGUCUUCAUCUCCCAAAUUAUCAUGUCUUUUUGUUCUUUGGAUUUUGGACCUAGUCACUAGCCAAUCACAAUAUUUAAUUAAAAAUAGUAUUUAUUUUUACCUUGGUAUAUAACGCAUGUCAGUAUAAAUUAUUAACUACUGAUUGUUAAUUAAUGUAGUCAAUAAUUGUUGCUUAAUUGAGUAGUAUCUUCUUUUAAUUCAAAUCAGUCUCGUAUUAUAUAUUUGCUAGUGUCAAAGGACAGAUUGAUCCUAACCUUUGUUUGUUUGAAUGAGAUGAUUGGAUUGCAUUGGAUUGCAAUCAGUCUAGUAAUCACUUUUAAUGGUUUUAGGUUUAUUGAAAUUACUUAUGUAUGAUGUAUGCAUAAUGCAUCUUUAAUUCAAAAUAGUAUUUAUUUUUACCUUGGUAUAUAACGCACGUCAGUAUAAAUUAUUAACUAUUGAUAGUUAAUUAACGUAGUCAAUAACUGUU
Brassica rapa (field mustard) is the source of this 2266-nucleotide messenger RNA. RefSeq names its product ubiquitin domain-containing protein 1. NCBI's taxonomy places the organism in Eukaryota, Viridiplantae, Streptophyta, Magnoliopsida, Brassicales, Brassicaceae. The record is from RefSeq and is a predicted model, not a curated record.